This is a messenger RNA of Phanerochaete carnosa HHB-10118-sp, 405 nucleotides long. RefSeq lists its product as uncharacterized. The coding region runs from base 1 to 405 and encodes 134 amino acids. Lineage: Eukaryota; Fungi; Basidiomycota; Agaricomycetes; Polyporales; Phanerochaetaceae. The transcript is spliced from 2 exons. The record is from RefSeq and is a predicted model, not a curated record.
AUGAGAUUGCAAAUGCCCUGGUACCUACAGUCCAGCAAUGAGAAAGAUUCUGAACAGCUGUCAGAUGCGAGUUUGAUGUCUGUGAAUGAACCAGUCAAUAUCUAUAUAGACGACAACAGCGAUAGCAAUAUUAAUGACAGCUCAUCUUCUUCAUCCAGCUCUGUGUUCGAUUUAUCCCGCCGCACACCUCACAACUGCAAGGACCCAGAGGAAGACCGUGCACUUCAGUUUCAGGAAGAUGAGGAGUACAAAUUCAUAUUGCAGGACCUGGAAGAGGCAGCAAAAGAGCUAGAUAUUGGUGUUGAGCUUGAACAAGAAUGCAACUUCUACGAUCUUCAUAUGUCUGUUCAAUUACAUGCUAAAAAGCUGGCCACAGUACUCACAGUACUACCUCCAUCACUCUAG